CCCAGACAAACCCUAACUCCCAACGAGGUGAAAUCGGAAUCAAUCGAGCCAAACCAAAUCUCAGAUUCGCAAAUUAUCAGCGAAGCAUGGCUGUAAUGUCGAAGGACAUCGGAGGGCCGCCGCCGGCCGCCGUGGCUGAAACGGGCAACCGCCCGGCGGAGUCGCCCCAGCACGAUACCGUCGGCAAGAAAGCUGACGGCGGCGAGGUCGACAACUUGUCCCCCGUGGGCCGUGGAGGACAUCCAGGAAGAGAUCGACGGAUUAGAAUCGUCGACGGUCGAAAUGGAAUAAGACGGCGCUCAGAAAUCGCUCUCUGUCGAGGUGGACCAGGCUGGCGAAGGUACGGACAAGGAGGAGACCACCGCAGAGUUGGCCCAAGCCGCCGCCGGAGUCGGCUCUCGUUGCAAGAACUUCGACUCGCUGAAGGGAAUGAUUGCGGAUAAGUCUGAGUGCAGCGGAGAGGGGCUGCCUGGCGCCGCCGCGGAAGCUACAGCCAGCAGAGCGCGCGGGCAGGGAUUGACUCUGGAUGACGAGACUGCCUGCGGCACUCCGGCGGGGUCAGCUAGCGACGCCGAGCGCAUUGAAGCGCCAGCCAAGCUCGAGGCGAAUCCUCACAUCACCAUAGUAAUUGCUGAAACGGGUUCCGAAAGCACUGAAUCACUGAAAGGGGUUGACAAUGCAGACGUCUUCAUAAAAAUCGACACAGACUCUCAUGGCAUGGGGCUGGCAGCCAUGGUGGAAACAGAGAAUGGAGCUUCUUUGUCCACCAAGUCUCAGCCGGGGACUGAACAGCCGCCCCCGCCUGUCCCUAUAGUCUCGCACCACCGUGGCACUUGCCAGGAGCUGAUGAAAGUUACCAGUAGAGUGGAUGCAGAACGUAAGUUGAAAGAGACCGAGCUGUCGAACAUUCAGAAGCACACAAGUGACCGUGACAUUGGCAGAGGUCGUCAGGACACAGGCACCAGGAACAGAACUCAUUUCUCACACAGCUAUUCUGGGGAGUGCUCGACUUCUGGAUCAUUUAGGGACAUAGUUGAUGAAGAGAGGGAAGAGAUUGAGCCCCAUGAGUUACAAAUUCAGACGAGUGAAAUAAGAGAGAAGCCUGGGAAUCUGAUGAGGAAAGAAUGGGAAGAGCAGAAGCUAAGAAGGAUUAAAUAUAUGCUGCAAGCUUCAUUUGAAGGACGCGCCAGCAGGAGAAAGUGGAAAAUGUGGCGAAGUUUGGGAGUGACCACCGCCGUGUGAGGGGUAACUGCCGUAUUGCUCUACUUGCUCUCGCUCUUCCUUGACAAAGAGAAAGGAUCAGAAGAAACACCUUUGUGCAGCGGGGCAAUGGAGGCCGAGCCCCCUGCCCCUCCGGAGGCCAGGAGGAGAAGUGAAUGGAUAGCUUGGGCAUUGCAAAAGGUCCUGGCUCCGGUGAUUCUUGUUGGUGUACUGUCCAUGGUACGAAAGCUUGUGAUCAAGAAGGAACUUGACAUCAUGGACUAUGAGAACAACGCCGCUGCCAACUUUUGGAUCAAUUCUUUGUCAAAGGCGGUGUUUUUCGCCGUCAAGGAGUGCCCCAAGCUGCUGAGGCGUGAACUGUGGGCCCGAAUUCUCGUUGGGUCACUGGAAUCGGGGGUACUACGAACCCGACGUGCCCGAUGCAUAAGCGGUAAUGAAACACUAGGAUAUCUGUUUGUUUACUGCUUACAUAUGUGGUAUGUGUAGACAAGAUAACGUUUUGCAUGAGCAGAAACGGUGAUGAAGUUACAUAGUAUGUGGUAUAUAAUUCUUCAAUCUGUUACACUGUCUUGCAAAGCACAUGCUAUUUUUGUUGAUCUAAUCACCACAUAUGCAGAGCACAUCAUGUCAGUAGAAUGUGUUUUGUCCUUUACUACCAAUCAUCUGAACUUUUCCCUAGUCCUGUGUUAUAUUCAUAAAUGUCUUCGAGUUAGUGAAUUGUUUGUUCAGCGCUGUUAUUUAUUAUUAUUAUUUUUCUUUCCCACGUCAUGCUUGGGUAGAAUUAACAGGAUGUACCUGUGGAAAUCUGAUGUUGGAGUGUUUGUGGAGGUAUUUUAGACGCACCCAUCUAUCUCAAAAGGGCCACCAAUCCUGUUUCUAGCUCUUCCUACUUGUAAUUAUAAUGAUUAAAUUUCUUUUGUGCCUUUUCAUUCAUUUUGCAGAGUGCACUGCCGUGGAGGUUUAAGCAAUGCUUCAUUCUUUACUUGAAAAGUGAUGUCAAGCUUCCCUGUCUCUCGUAUGUCCUAUUCAAAUUCUUUGUUAUUUAUAGUCUACUACUGCAGUUCAUUCCUUCCACUGAGGCAUGCAGCCUCGGUUAUCUAUCUUGCCGAUUAACUUAGGCUGAUUUCCAGGAUAUUUCCACUGAUAAAAUUAGACAUUGUAUGUGUACACUUGUGACGCCCGGAUAAUCAAGCCACAGUAACCUCUGCUAAUGAUGCCACGUCACC
Messenger RNA from Triticum aestivum (bread wheat), 2447 nucleotides. RefSeq lists its product as uncharacterized. The record is from RefSeq and is a predicted model, not a curated record. The transcript has 2 exons. Bases 430 to 1242 code for a protein of 270 amino acids. NCBI's taxonomy places the organism in Eukaryota, Viridiplantae, Streptophyta, Magnoliopsida, Poales, Poaceae.